AUGGCCAUAACAGCCGCCAUUUCCGUUCCUCUCACAUCCCCCACGCGCCGCACUUUCGCCUUCCUCAAUAAUCUCUUCCCCCACACUCCCAGAUCCACUCUGCCCACACCGCCACGCACCUUUAAAUACCCUAAUUCCCGCCUCGUCGUCUCCUCCAUGAGCACCGACGCCCCCGUCAAAACCCCCUCGGCUUCCUUCCUCCAUAGCCGAGAGACCGGCUUUCUCCAUUUCGCCAAGUACCACGGCCUUGGAAACGACUUUGUUUUGAUUGACAACAGAGACUCGUCCGAGCCCAGGAUCAGUCCGGAGAAAGCGGUGCAACUGUGUGAUCGGAACUUCGGUGUUGGAGCUGACGGAGUUAUCUUUGUAUUGCCUGGCAUCAAUGGCACUGAUUAUACCAUGCGGAUUUUUAACUCUGAUGGUAGUGAGCCCGAGAUGUGUGGUAAUGGAGUGCGAUGCUUUGCCAAAUUCGUUUCUCAGCUUGAGAAUUUACAAGGAAGCCAUAGUUUCACAGUACAUACUGGUGCUGGUCUGAUUAUUCCUGAAGUCUUAGAUAAUGGAAAUGUCAGAGUUGACAUGGGGGAACCUGUUCUUAAAGCCUCAGAUGUGCCUACCAAAUUACCUGCAAACAAGGAUAAUGCUGUUGUUAAAUCGGAGCUCAUUGUAGAUGGAGUUAUCUGGCAUGUGACCUGUGUUAGCAUGGGAAAUCCACACUGUGUAACUUUCAGUAGAGAAGGAAGCCAGAAUUUGCUUGUUGAUGAAUUGAAGCUAGCAGAAAUUGGCCCAAAAUUUGAACAUCACGAGGUGUUCCCAGCACGAACUAACACAGAGUUUGUGCAAGUAUUGUCUAACUCUCACCUGAAAAUGCGUGUUUGGGAGCGGGGAGCAGGAGCAACCCUAGCCUGUGGAACUGGAGCUUGUGCUACUGUUGUUGCCGCCAUUCUUGAGGGUCGUGCUGGGAGGAAUUGCACGGUUGAUCUACCUGGAGGGCCUCUUCAGAUUGAGUGGAUGGAGGAAGAUAAUCAUGUGUAUAUGACAGGCUCAGCCGAUGUAGUUUAUUACGGAUCUUUGCCUCUUUGA
Molecule: messenger RNA, 1080 nt
Organism: Sphenostylis stenocarpa
Lineage: Eukaryota; Viridiplantae; Streptophyta; Magnoliopsida; Fabales; Fabaceae
Source: the annotation of a GenBank genome assembly